CGGAAGUGCUGUGCGGCCACGUGUGCGGCCAUGGCGGGCGGGCUGGAGCCGGACCUGGCGGCGCUGCGACAGGAGCUGAGCGGCCCUGCCGUGCUCUCUGUGCUCAUCGCGCUCAUCGCCGUCGCCGUCACCUUCCUGAUCUGGCGGUUCGUGCAGGGCAGGAGGAGCAGCAGGAAAGCCGUGCUGCUGCUGGGCCUCUGCGACGCGGGGAAGACGCUGCUCUUCGCGCGGCUGCUGUCGGGCAGAUACCGGGACACCCAGACCUCCAUCACCGACAGCUCAGCCACGUACCGGGUCAGCCGGGACAAGGGCACCAAUGUGACCUUGAUCGACCUUCCAGGCCAUGAGAGUUUGAGGCUCCAGUUCUUGGAGAGGUUCAAGGCUGCAGCCAGAGCCAUCGUGUUUGUGGUGGACAGCGUGGCCUUCCAGCGGGAGGUGAAGGACGUGGCAGAGUUCCUGUACCAGGUCCUGGUCGAUGGCACCGUCCUCAAGAACGCACCCGCGCUGCUCAUCGCCUGCAACAAGCAAGAUGUUACAAUGGCAAAAUCAGCAAAACUUAUUCAACAGCAGCUGGAGAAAGAGCUCAAUACCUUACGGGUGACCCGCUCCGCAGCCCCCACCAGCCUGGACAGCUCAGGGGGUCCUGCCCAGCUGGGCAAGAAGGGCAAGGACUUCGACUUCUCCCAGCUGCCUAUGAAGGUGGAAUUCGUGGAGUGCAGUGCUCGGGGCAGCAAGGGGGAGGAGGGAGAGGCUGACUUGGAGGGCCUGGAGAAAUGGCUGCUGAAGGUCGCCUGAACAGGGAAGGGCAGGGCUUGGGGGGCAGGACACUUGGGGGCUGAAGGGAAGAAGAUAGUCUGGAGCACUUAAAUCUCAUCUGGCUGUAGAAAGAAGGACCUGAAGCUGGAAUUGAGCACUAUGGGAGAUUUUCCCAGAUUGUGUCUCAUUGCACAUUGCAGUGUCCUACUGCAGGAAUAUUUUUCCCUUUUUUUUUGUGGCUUUCUCUUGUUUUAGAGUUGAGGGAAUGGCUGGCUCCUGGCAGACUCUUUUUGUCCUUUGCAGACCCCUCCUCUCCAGUUUGGUACUUCCUCCAUCACUCAGCUCAUCUGUUGUGUUCUUUUCUUUGGGGCUUUCCCUGUCUCCCUGUAGCAUUACCAAGUAUUGGGAAGGGCAGGAACAGCCUUCCCAAAGCCCUGUGCCCAUAACAAAGCUGAUCCUUGCAUUUCUAGUCUCGGGAACCCAGUAGCUCUUCCACUAUCCAUGCAGGAGGUGGGGAGGGUUAUAUUUACCAAGGAUAUUAUAUUCUUCUAUUUCCUGCAGCCAGAGUCUUGUCAGAACAUGUUUGUCAUGCUUUGAGCUCCUUUAGCUGAAGAUCCAAGGCUGCCUGCUUCAAAUCCAUGGUGCCCAUGGUUUUGGGCAAAAAAUUGCUGGUUUUUUGGGUGGUUGUUCUUGUGAAGAUGCAUCUCCUUGAAAAGCAGAGGCCAAGCACCAGCCUCUGUGUAAGGGGGAUGGAAAGGCACCAAUGAGGCCACAAUUGGUUUUAAGUUAUUCUUUUUAAAAGUAUUCCUGAAAUAAAUUUUUUUUUUUUUGCUUAAAUGUUUGUUCUCAAGUCUUGCUUUAGUCUGUGUGUUUGCCUUGGCCCUUCUCAGUGGUGUCAGAUCCAAUUGGAUGGGGCUCUGCUCCUGCUCAGCAUGUUUGGGAUCAACCUUCCUCCUCCAGGGCCAGGUCUGUGUUGUCAAAAAGCAUCCUCUUCUGCACACACAGGGCUUUGGGGUUGGGUGUUUCUGGGUGUGUGUGUUUGCACCUUAGUCUGAAUGUUAGAGAAUUGGGAAAUUCAUUGAUAAAUUGACAAUCACAUAGCAAAAAAAUGACUGAAAAACUUUUAAAGGAGACACUUUGCUGACACACAUGGGAAAAGCCCAGCCAGCUGCAGGGCGUGGUGGUUUAGGUGACAGAGCACCACUGCUGUGCCAUGGAGGUGACUGUGGCACCCCAUGGCUUCACAGCUGGGUGGAGAUGGCUCAACUUUCCCUGCAGGGCUGUGUGGCUGAGCUGGAGCUGCUCCCAGAACUGCCCAUGCUGGAGCUGUUGCAGAGCUCCCUGUGUUCUUUGGGCCUCACUCCACGACCUGCCUGUCAAAUAUUCGGGGCUGUUUCUCCCCAGUGGCUGAAGGAGAGGGAGAAGGGCAGAACUGGAAACUCUGAAUGUUGUGUUCUUGGGGGUUUUUUUCCCCUCAGUCAGCUUAGUGCUUUGUUCUUUGCUCUUCUGCCCUUGUUCCUAGUCUGUGGCUUUGUGCUGGCCAGGCACGACGCUCCUCAGCCACUGCAGCUUGGCAGUGGUGUGUUGGGAUGGCUUUGGCAGGACAGUGGGAUAAACUCAGUCCCUUCUGCUCCAGCUGUGUUCACACAUGUGCAGGGAUUGAGGCUCUCACUGUGCUCUAAAGCUCUUUUGGUCAAUGUUUUUUGCUAUGGGUUGUGCUCCAGAUUGUCCCCCUGGAAAAGGCAGAUAUUUUUGGAGGAGAUUGAUGAGCACAGUGAGAUCUGGGAUAGCAGAAACCAACUGACAGUGGAGGAGAGGUUGCUGAAAGGCGAAGAAAAGCAAAAAUAAUAAUGCCUGGACAUCAGCAUCCUGAGGGUGAUGGUUUCCAAGGGUGUUUAGGGAAAAUCUGCCAGGUGGAGGGGGGACAGGAAUAGCAUGGACAGACUUCAAUUUCAUAGAGACUUGCUGAUCCAGAGCAAAUCCCCCUCUCCUGCCCUUUCACUUGACUCCCUUUGUGAGCACAGAUGCAGCAGGGCCAAGAGCACAGGGAAAAGAACAAUGCCUUGCCUCUCAUAGCAAUGGGAUAAGGACAGGGGCUGAGUACAGUUACCCAAGAAAACU
Messenger RNA from Pseudopipra pipra, 2877 nucleotides. It is a transcript of the gene SRPRB, whose product is annotated as SRP receptor subunit beta. Gene Ontology annotation, molecular function: GTP binding. Gene Ontology annotation, cellular component: cytoplasm; Golgi apparatus. NCBI's taxonomy places the organism in Eukaryota, Metazoa, Chordata, Aves, Passeriformes, Pipridae. Gene Ontology annotation, biological process: vesicle-mediated transport; intracellular protein transport. The transcript has 7 exons. The record is from RefSeq and is a predicted model, not a curated record. Bases 31 to 795 code for a protein of 254 amino acids.